AUGAAAAUCCAAGACGACCCUCAUCCAAAGCCCAGCUGUAAAAAAGUAUAUGAUCAUGAUAAAAUUGAACUAUUAAUAAAGAAUUACGAUGCAAGUUUAAACGAAUGGAAACGAUAUCAAUAUUGGAACCCUAAAGAAGAGUAUACCCGAAAUUUAAUUGCAACCGAUAACAAACAUUUCACAUUAAUGUUACUCUGUUGGAAUCCAAAAAUGGGUUCACCUAUUCACAACCAUUCAGGAUGUGAUUGUUUCAUGAGAAUAAUUAAAGGUGAAAUAAUCGAGACGCGUUAUGUGUAUCCGAAAGACGAUAAGUUUCACAAGAAAAUAGUUGAAGCUGGUUCAGUGGAUGAUGGAAAAUGGUCGGGAUUAGACGUGAUUCAAGAGUCUAAAUUAGUGGAGGGCGAUGUUCGAUGGAUCAACGACAUGAUGGGUGUACACAAAAUGGAAAAUGAGCAUGAAGUAGAAGGAUCUGUGACAAUGCACUGUUACAUACCACCCUACGCCGUUUGUCACACGUUUGAGAAGAAAAAAGAUGGAAAAAUGGAAAUAGAAGAGAGUGAAAUGUCAUAUGCAACUGAGCAUGGCAACAUUAAAUAA
Messenger RNA from Didymodactylos carnosus, 597 nucleotides. NCBI's taxonomy places the organism in Eukaryota, Metazoa, Rotifera, Eurotatoria, Philodinida, Philodinidae. The record is from the annotation of a GenBank genome assembly.